Messenger RNA from Oncorhynchus nerka (sockeye salmon), 2845 nucleotides. RefSeq names its product clavesin-1-like. The record is from RefSeq and is a predicted model, not a curated record. Gene Ontology annotation, cellular component: clathrin-coated vesicle; membrane; trans-Golgi network. Gene Ontology annotation, biological process: lysosome organization. The transcript has 5 exons. Gene Ontology annotation, molecular function: phosphatidylinositol bisphosphate binding. Bases 810 to 1799 code for a protein of 329 amino acids. Lineage: Eukaryota; Metazoa; Chordata; Actinopteri; Salmoniformes; Salmonidae.
AAAAUCCAUAGCUGGUAGGCUUAUUGUUGGGAGGGAAAAUGCACUGCCUGUUAUAUUUGAACUCUGACCUGAAAAUGAUGCACAAGAAAAUGUAGCCCAUGGGUUUGUCCAUGAUGUCAGCAAUACCCGCCUUCUCAACUUGAACAGUGUAUGCUGUUGAAAUCGUCAGCCCUUAUGCAUUUCCCAAACCAGGGCCCUAUUCGACCACUUUAAAAAUGUAACCUUUCUUUGUCCUUUCCUUGGAACAUUUACUGAUCUGACCUGAUUGGAUCUGUGAUAGAUAUGAAGUGGAACAAAUAUUUUCUCCUAUCCAGUUGUGUUGGAUCAGUGCUUAGCCAAUUGGAUUUAUUAGGAUCCCCAUUAACCGACGCCAAUGGUGACAGCUAGUCUUACUGAGGUCCGACAUAUAACGAAAAAGACAUUACAGACAAAAUACUUUACAAUUUACAUACAUGUAAAAACAUUAACAUGUAAUGUGUGUGCAUCUAUCAGUUACACAUACAGUACAUGUCAGUACAUACACACAACAAGUAGGCUUACUCUAAAGAAGAGAAGAAGGAAGGAUGAAUGUGUUUAGUCUACUGGUGCACCAGUUACUCUAAAUCUUCCAUAUCUUUUCUUCAUAGGCUAAACACUACAGGUGACACAGCUCAGGAGGUGGUGUACUGGAGAGACGCGUGUGCCGGUGAGACGCCACCAAAAAUGUACAGAACAGAAAUCAAGACUGUUUACUAAGGAGAUCUCUACAAUAAUAUUUAGCCAAAACCCAGAUAUAGAGAGAGUGUGAACUUGACUAAAGCCAAAAAAACAUGACUCACUUGCAAGCGGGCCUGAGCUCCGAGACCACAGAGAAAGCUCGUCAGGAGCUCAACGAGAACCCUGACACCCUCCAUGCGGACAUCCAGCAGGUGCGCGACAUGAUCGUGACACGGCCCGACAUCGGCUUCCUGCGCACGGACGACGACUUCAUCCUGAGGUUUCUGCGGGCGCGCAAGUUCAACCAGGCAGAGACCUUCCGGCUCCUGGCCCAGUAUUUUCAAUUCCGCCAGCAGAACCUGGACAUGUUCCAGAGCUUCAAGGUGGACGACCCGGGGAUCAAGAGGGCUCUGAUGGACGGCUUCCCAGGUGUCCUGGAGACUCCGGAUCAGCAUGGCCGGAAGAUACUCAUCCUAUUUGCUUCCAACUGGGACCAGGGAAGGAGCUCUUUCACAGACAUCCUCCGAGCCAUCCUCCUCUCCCUGGAGGUUCUCAUAGAGAACCAAGAACUCCAGAUCAACGGCUUCAUCUUGAUCAUCGACUGGAGUAACUUCUCCUUCAAGCAGGCAUCCAAGCUCACGCCCAACAUUCUCAAACUGGCAAUCGAAGGCCUGCAGGACAGCUUCCCUGCUCGCUUCGGUGGGAUCCAUUUUGUGAACCAGCCCUGGUAUAUCCACGCCAUGUACACCAUCAUCAAGCCUUUCCUCAAGGACAAGACUAGGAAAAGGAUUUUCCUCCACGGGAACAACCUCAACAGUUUACACCAGCUUAUCCUACCCGAUUGUCUGCCGUCCGAGUUUGGUGGCACGCUGCCGCCCUAUGACAUGGGCAUCUGGGCACGGACCCUCUUAGGGCCCAACUACAACGACGAGACGGAGUACACACUCACCUACGACGCCCUCCAUGUCAAAGGGAGCUAUGGUGGCGGAGAUAAGGAAUGUGCCAACAAACUUCUGAAAAGGUCCGAGUCAGCCGUGGAGCCGGGUACCCUACGGCAAGCUGACAGGGACAACACGGCACAGCCACUCCUGGCUCUGGACUGAUCACUGCGAUCCGUCCACAUUGUAUCCAAAGCACUCUAAUUUGGAUUCCAACCCCACCGACUCCAAAACCCUAAACUGAACUUUGAGAAAGUCAAAAACGCAGGCACGGACCCAAAAUGGAGUCUAAACCCUUGUUCACAUGGAGCUACUGUACUGAAAACCUCUCAUCUCUUGACUGUGAGCCAGUGCCAGUUUCAAAAGCUGUGCCAUCCACUUUCACUGGCAAAACUAUAGGUCACCAGCCAUCCAAAUCAAUGCCGAUAGGAGUAGAAUGAUUAAACUAAUGUUUGUUUUAACAGUACCACUAGGAAAGACUGACUGGCCGAGUUAAAUGUCCAAAAGCCCCGCAAACAGAAUGCCAAACUACUGUAUCUUACUGUUUUAGGGGCUGUCAUUUCUAUGAAAGUCAAUAUAUUUCAAGAUUGUAUAUUUAUCAGGGCUACUGCACUAUCAGUGUGACCUCCAUCGAACCAAAAUGUAUUUAAGUCAACUUUAAAAGAAUGUAUAGGAAAUGUAUUUUAAGUUAUGUGUUGUGUUCAUUACGUGUGUGUGUGUUCAGGUUUUGUCAUCGAAAAUCACACAGCGGAGUAUAAUUUCAAAUGAGAUGAAUCACAUUAUUGUUACACUAUAUAAAUUAAGCUACCUAUGUAAAUAAACACAACUUUCUGUUUAUGUUUAGAUCACUUGACACCAUUUUGACCUCAUUUUUCAUUUACUGAAAAGAAGCUAUUUAGUUUACAAUUAUUCAGUGCAACUAAUUACAACAUACAAAAUAGAAUUGAAAGAUGCAUUACUUACUUGGCAGGCCAAGUUACAACAGAUGGAACAGUUCAGUGAUUUCAACACUACAAAAAGUGAUAGAUUCAUAACAGAGUACCACAAAAGGUGAAAUAAUUCUCAAACGAUGUGGCUUUUGUGAAUGUGCUUGAUUUACUACCCCAUUGUAACUAAGAAACUAUUUUGAAGCCAAGAGGAUAACUUGAAUGUGUUAUCACAGCCCAAACAGAACCCCAAGACACCCAUGUCCAUGACAGACAGCCACACUU